This is a messenger RNA of Aspergillus saccharolyticus JOP 1030-1, 3661 nucleotides long. RefSeq lists its product as uncharacterized. Lineage: Eukaryota; Fungi; Ascomycota; Eurotiomycetes; Eurotiales; Aspergillaceae. The record is from RefSeq and is a predicted model, not a curated record. The transcript has 6 exons. Bases 218 to 3316 code for a protein of 1032 amino acids.
UUCACCACCAGCUAAACCGAGCCUUAAGUUUGCCUUCAAUUUGUGGUGACCCGCCAGCAGGCAUGGCCCUUAUCUCCCGUUGAUGGCGCACUGAGCAUGUGGCUGAUCUCUGCCAUUCUGGCUUACUUCUUCUAACUUCAAUCGCCUGGACGCUUCUCGCCAAUCUCGAUUGCUCUCUUCGCUUUCCACCUCUUCAGAAAAGCUCGUGACCUUUGCGAUGGCUGUCGCUGAGCAGCCUUCGGGCUUGAUGGAUAUCGCCAGCUCAUUGACGCAGGAUGAGAUUCCGUUCAAGCUGCGAUGCGCCAUCUGCAACAAACUCGCUGUGAACGCCUUUCGUCUGCCUUGCUGCGAUCAGGCAAUCUGUGAGAACUGCCAGGCGUCUCUUCCCGAAACAUGCCCCGUCUGCGCGCACACUCCUCUCUCCUCUGAUCUAUGCAAACCGAACAAAGCCUUGCGAACUACUCUAAAGGCUUUUCUCCGCACCGAGGAGAAGAAACGCGAGAAAGAACGGCAGUCUGCCACGCCGGCAACACCCGUGGAUGCGACCCCUGUUCAACAGGAAACCCCCAAUGCAACUAGUAGUGCGCAGGAUCAAUCCGAACAGGACGUACCGACUUCUGUGACCCCUUCCGCCGAUCAAGACACACAAGCGCUACCUAUUGCACUGAACGUCUCAAAAUCGAACGCGGGCUAUGUUGCUAGCAGCGAACCUCCUGAAGCUGUUGCUGCGCAGGGCGAAAAUGACGAACAUUCUUCGGUCCCUCUACCGGAUCAGUCAGAUGAGACCGCCCAGGACGGAGCGGAUGACGUUGGUCCCACCGAUGAAGACCAGUCUGGACAGGUCAACGACGAAGAAGCCCCGGAGGCCGGCGAGUCAGACUCGAUGCUUCCCAACGGCAUGGGCUUCAACGCGGCCUCCGGAAUGUUCCCCAACAUGGGCUGGAACGUCGGGAAUUUCAACCCAAUGAGCCAAUUCAUGAAUAAUGGGAUGUUCAAUUUCCCCAUGGGAAUGCCUGGGAUGGCGAUGGACCCGAUGGCCGCGAAUCAGGGUAUGUUUGGAGGCUACGGGAUGAACAUGAAUGGCAUGAACAUGGGAAUGAGUUUCGACGCGGGUCAGGGGGUAUAUGGGGGAUGGGACGGCUCACAGAACAAUAUGUGGAAUGGAGGCCAAGAUAAAUUCAAUCCAAAUGCUUUUGCAAAUGGUAUGGGUCCGCAAUACGGGGGCCCCUCUGGCUUCGGUGGAUAUAAUAUGUCUCAACCCAACCUUGCUCAAAUGCAGCAGCAACAAUUCCCUAGCCAAGAAUAUCAGAACGGGUCGUACGGCCCCGGGUAUGGCAGAGGCAAUUUUCGGGGUCGCGGUCGUGGAUUCUUUCCUAGUGGUCGUGGCCGCGGAGGUCUUGCUGGAGGACAUAUGCAGACCACCUACCCCCCUAAUGCUAACUAUUCAGCGUUCCCUAACCAUAAUGCUUCUAAUAUGAAUCUCGACAUGGCGGCUCAUUCGCAGGAUGAGACUGCUGAGGUAUCUGGGGAGUUUGAUCACGGGGACGCUCAGGAGGCCAACCAUGAUACUGGACCCGGCGGCGAUGUGGACGGCGCACCAGACGAUACUGCGCCCCAGGAUGUCACGGCAGCAGAUGAGAAUGGUGAAAAUAGUGGAUUGGAUCCCACUGAUCUUGAUCCUGCCACUACUGCAACGGCAGCACAGGAGGAUUCCGCACAGGAAGAAACCCAGCUGCAGGGCAUCCCCACUAUCGAUAGUCUAGACCAGGUCAAUUCCAUGCAGGCCAUGUCCAACUUCCCCAUGGGCAUGCCAGGCCCGAUGGGUGCUGGAUUUGGAAGAGGGGGAGGGUUCAACAUGCGCGGCAGUCCGUUUGUCGGUGGAAGUGGGAGAGGAAAUGGCGGAUUCAAUGGAGCUCCCUUUAUGGGGACAGCAGCUCCCAAUACGAUGAUGUACCCCGAGCCUCGCGGGCAAGGUGUGGAAGGAGCGCCCGCCGCGCCUCGAGCCAUGCGAGAAGGUCUGCCCAACACCAGCGUCCUCCGACAGCGUCAUUUCCAGCAACAACAACAACAACAACAACAACAACAACAACAAAAUCAACUUCCUGGCCGAUCCGGCGCCUCCUCUGCGCAACCCUUUGGCGGGACCCCUCAAAGCGCAAGCGCUACGCCAGCACAGGACGAUCAGCGACCACGAUCGACCUCCCGCUCGAAAUCCCCACGUCCGACGUCAACUUCCCGAACAAAGAGCCGGUCUCGAUCCCCUCAGCCUUCUUCUUCCCAGAUCGACAGCCGUCGCUCGUAUCGGCAACGCUCGACUAGUGUGGACAUGACAGGAGACGAUUCCGAGCGCCGCCGCGAGCGGCCCAGACGACCUCGUCGGGACGACAAGUACGACGAGCUCUCCGGCGCGGAUGAGGGUCAUCGCACCCGGUCGCCCUCGCGCGAUUCCCGCCGGUCUACUACUGCUCAUCGUCGCGACAGGGACCGGGACAGGCGAAGUGGUCGCCGAUCGCAUCGCUCGCGCCGCCACCGUAGCUGGAGCCGGAGCCCCAACCGCAACGGCGACGAUGCGACCGCCACGGAUCGCCUAUCGUCGAUACCUGAGGAGAAUGUUGCCCGCGACAAACCUGCCAGUGGCGACAGUCACCGGGCCGGCAAAGACCGCUCCAGCCGCUACGAUGACGAUCGAGAUCGAGAUCGGGACAGGGACAGGGACCGCGACCGCGACCGCGAUCGGGACUCCAAGCGCCGUGACCGAGACCGUGAGUGGGAUAGAGAGCGCGACCGUGCUCGUGACCGUGAUCGAGAUCGCUACCGUGAACGCGACAGAGAUCGAGAGCGCGACCGCGACCGCAGCCGUGACCGUCACCGGGACAGGGACAGGGAUCGCGACCGGGACAGGGACAGGAAACGUUCUCGCCGUGACCGCUCCGGGUCUCCUGCUGGUAGUGAGUACUCCUCGCGCCACCAUCACUCUUCUCGCCGAGACAAACGCGGGGGCCGCGAUGAAGACGGUGGGGGGGAGCGCCUGCGCGAGAAGGCCACCACCGCUUCGGCUGCUGCAAAAGCUGCUGGCGAGUCUGAGAAAGACCCCCACACUCUGGAGCGUGAAGCCCGCAACCGCGAGCGUAUGCUGAAAGAGCAACAGCGUCGCGAGGCCAUGCACGCAGACCGCGAUGGCGGCAAAUCGGCGCGUAAGCGGGACGGACGCGGGCUGAGUGGUGGCCGCCGUCUCAGUUACAAGUACGAGGAUGACGAGACGGAUGAUGCUCGUGCCGCUCGUGUCGAAAAGGAGAGGGAAGCCGGCCGCUGGUAGUGCAUUUACUUUCUCUCCCUUCUCUCUCUUUUCUUUUAACCCUUCCCAUCCGGAUCGUCACCAUCUAUUUCCCCUCUCACCUAUCUGCUUCUCGUGAUACGAUGAAGAGCAUAUAAAGCACAUCCAUCGGAGCUUGACCAUAUUCUCGCCUCAUUUACCAUCAAUGCCCUAUCAUACCGGGUCCCUUUCGUCAAACAUGUCUUCUAGGAUGCAUGUGCUGUAACCUAUGAAGGCAUCAUUUGUCUACAAUGAAGAUAAUCUCGCAUUCAUGAUUUGUACGCUUGAUGGAGGAAGGAAAUAGGUAGCAGGAGGUCGCAAAAGAUGAGAUAGUAUCAACAAUAAAAC